Nothoprocta perdicaria is the source of this 870-nucleotide messenger RNA. RefSeq names its product alpha-soluble NSF attachment protein-like. Gene Ontology annotation, biological process: intracellular protein transport; regulation of synaptic vesicle priming; SNARE complex disassembly. NCBI's taxonomy places the organism in Eukaryota, Metazoa, Chordata, Aves, Tinamiformes, Tinamidae. Gene Ontology annotation, cellular component: synaptobrevin 2-SNAP-25-syntaxin-1a complex; vacuolar membrane; terminal bouton. Gene Ontology annotation, molecular function: syntaxin binding; soluble NSF attachment protein activity. The record is from RefSeq and is a predicted model, not a curated record. The transcript has 10 exons.
AUGGGGCCCUAUAGGGGUGUGGGGGGGGCUGUGGGGGGCUCAUCCCGGAUCGAGGAGGCGUGCGACAUGUACGCGCGGGCCGCCAACAUGUUCAAGAUGGCCAAGAACUGGAGCGCCGCCGGGAAUGCCUUCUGCCAGGCGGCGCGGCUGCACCUGCAGCUGCAGAGCAAGCACGACGCCGCCACGAGCCUCGUGGACGCCGGCAACGCCUUCAAGAAGGCCGAUCCGCAAGAGGCCGUUAACUGUCUCGGCAGAGCCAUCGAGAUCUACACGGACAUGGGCCGCUUCACCAUAGCCGCCAAGCACCACAUCUCCAUCGCGGAGAUCUACGAGACGGAGCUCGUGGACAUCGAGAAGGCCAUCGCGCACUACGAGCAGGCUGCCGACUACUACCGGGGGGAAGAGUCCAACAGGUAGGAAGCGCCGCGUUCCCGCUGGGAAGCGGCCCUGGGAUGCAGGGGGCACCCAGCACUGGAUUUAGGGGCACAUUGCACACCCGUGGGCACGAGCGCCAUGGACAGCCCCCUGCUCAAGUACAGCGCCAAGGAGCACUUCUUCAGGGCGGCCCUGUGCCACUUCUGCGUGGACAUGCUCAACGCCAAGCUCGCCGUGCAGCGCUACGAGGAGAUGUUCCCGGCGUUCGGCGACUCCCGCGAGUGCAAGCUGCUCAAGAAGCUGCUGGACGCCCACGAGGAGCAGAACGUGGACGCCUACACGGAUGCCGUCAAGGAGUUCGACUCCAUCUCGCGCCUGGACCAGUGGCUGACGACGAUGCUGCUGCGCAUCAAGAAGAGCAUCCAGGGCGAGGAGGAGGAUCUGCGCUGACCCCCCGGCCCCCCAAAACCCCCGAGGGGGGGGUUGGGGCUGCGC